UGGUGGAUAAAUUCACCCAAGGAGAGAGUAAGAGUGAGAAGAAAAGAGAGUUGACAUUGGGUGGCGGGGAAUGGAGAAGAAGAGCCCAUGAAGGAAACUGAGGAAGAGCAGCCAGACGAAUAGGAGGAAAACCAGGAGAAGAUGGUCUUUGGAGUCCAAAUGAAGAGUUCUGAGGAGGAAGUGGUCCACAGUGUCAAACUUGUGCAUCAUGGACAAUUUUGCUGAGGGAGAUUUCACUGUGACAGAUUAUGCCUUGUUAGAAGAUUGCCCUUACGUGGACGAUUGUGUCUUUGCUGCUGAAUUUAUGAGCAAUGAUUAUGUUCGCGUGACUCAGCUUUACUGUGAUGGGGUGGGUGUGCAAUAUAAAGAUUAUAUCCAAAGUGAGAGGAAUUUAGAAUUUGACAUCUGCAGUAUAUGGUGUAGUAAACCAAUUUCUGUCCUGCAAGAUUAUUGUGAUGCCAUUAAAAUAAACAUCUUCUGGCCACUUCUGUUUCAACAUCAAAACAGUUCUGUAAUAUCACGAUUGCAUCCCUGUGUGGACGCCAACAAUUCACGUGCUUCUGAGAUAAGUUUGAAGAAAUUACAACAUCUUGAGUUGAUGGAAGAUAUUGUGGAUUUGGCAAAGAAAGUUGCUAAUGAUUCGUUCCUCAUUGGAGGCUUAUUGAGAAUUGGUUGUAAAAUAGAAAAUAAAAUCUUGGCAAUGGAAGAAGCUCUGAAUUGGAUAAAAUAUGCAGGCGAUGUAACAAUUCUAACUAAAUUAGGAUCAAUUGACAAUUGUUGGCCUAUGUUAAGUAUUUUCUUUACUGAAUACAAGUACCACAUAACUAAAAUUGUAAUGGAAGACUGCAAUUUGCUUGAAGAACUUAAAACUCAAAGUUGUAUGGAUUGUAUAGAGCAAGGAGAACUAAUGAAAAUGAAAGGAAAUGAAGAGUUUUCCAAAGAAAGAUUUGAUAUAGCUAUUAUCUAUUACACCAGAGCCAUUGAAUAUAGACCUGAAAACCACCUUCUUUAUGGUAACCGAGCUCUUUGUUUUCUUCGUACUGGACAGUUUAGAAAUGCACUCGGUGAUGGAAAGAGAGCCACUAUUCUGAAGAACACUUGGCCAAAGGGUCAUUAUCGUUAUUGUGAUGCUCUUUCUAUGCUGGGGGAAUAUGACUGGGCCCUGCAAGCAAACAUAAAAGCUCAAAAACUCUGUAAAAAUGACCCUGAGGGAAUCAAGGAUCUAAUUCAGCAGCAUGUAAAGUUACAAAAACAAAUAGAAGACCUACAAGGUCGAACAGCAAAUAAGGAUCCAAUUAAAGCCUUUUAUGAAAACAGGGCCUACACACCUAGGAAUUUAUCAGCACCUGUAUUUGCAACUUCACUUAACUUCGUGGAGAAGGAAAGAGAUUUCAGAAAAAUUAAUCACGAAAUGGCCAGCGGUGGUAAUCAGAAUCUAAAGAUUUCAGGAACAAAUACUUUUAUGUUCACAGGUCAGCCUCCAAAACAUAAAGGAAAACAAAAAUCUCGAAACAAUGAAUCAGAGAAGUUCAGUUGUAGUUCACCAUUGACUUUACCAGCAGAUUUGAAGAGUAUCUUGGAGAAACAGUUUUCUAAAUCUUCCAGAGCUGCACACCAGGAUUUUGCUAAUAUAAUGAAAAUGUUGAGAAGCUUAAUUCAAGAUGGCUAUACGGCCUUAUUGGAACAGCGUUGCCGCAGUGCCGCACAGGCCUUUACAGAGUUGCUGAACGGUUUAGAUCCUCAAAAAAUAAAGCAAUUGAACCUGGCCAUGAUUAACUAUGUCUUGGUUGUCUAUGGACUUGCCAUUUCUCUCCUUGGAAUAGGACAGCCUGAGGAAUUAUCUGAAGCUGAAAACCAGUUUAAGAGGAUUAUUGAACACUACCCCAAUGAGGGACUUGACUGCUUGGCCUACUGUGGAAUUGGAAAAGUAUACUUGAAAAAAAACAGAUUUCUAGAAGCUCUCAAUCACUUUGAGAAAGCAAGAACCUUGAUUUAUCGUCUUCCUGGAGUGUUAACUUGGCCCACAAGUAAUGUGAUUAUUGAAGAGUCUCAGCCACAAAAAAUAAAGAUGCUGUUAGAGAAAUUUGUUGAAGAAUGCAAGUUCCCUCCAGUGCCAGAUGCCAUUUGUUGCUAUCAGAAGUGCCAUGGAUAUUCUAAGAUCCAGAUAUACAUAACUGAUCCAGACUUUAAGGGUUUUAUACGCAUCAGCUGUUGCCAGUACUGUAAAAUAGAAUUUCACAUGAAUUGCUGGAAGAAGUUAAAAAGUACAACCUUUAAUGAUAAAAUUGACAAGGAUUUUCUACAAGGAAUAUGUCUUACCCCUGACUGUGAAGGUGUCAUUUCUAAGAUUAUCAUCUUCAGCAGUGGUGGUCAAGUUAAAUGUGAAUUUGAACACAAGGUCAUAAAAGAAAAGGUUCCUCCAAGACCUAUUCUGAAACAGAAAUGUUCUAGCCUAGAGAAACUAAGACUGAAAGAAGACAAAAAAUUGAAGAGAAAGAUCCAAAAAAAAGAAGCAAAAAAAUUAGCACAAGAAAGAAUGGAGGAGGACUUAAGAGAAAGUAAUCCACCCAAAAAGGAAGAGCAGAAAGAAACUGUAGACAAUGUUCAGCAUUGUCAGUUCCUUGAUGACAGAAUUCUGCAGUGUAUAAAGCAGUAUGCUGACAAAAUCAAAUCUGGCAUACGGAAUACAGCCACGCUUCUCAAAGAAUUGCUUUCUUGGAAAGUUUUGAGCACAGAAGACUAUACAACCUACUAUACAACCUGUUUUUCUAGCAGAAAUUUUCUAAAUGAAGCAGUGGACUAUGUUAUUCGUCACUUGAUUCAAGAAAAGAACAGAGUAAAAACAAGAAUAUUUCUGCAUGUUUUGAGUGAGCUUAAAGAAGUGGAGCCCAAAUUGGCCGCCUGGAUCCAAAAACUUAAUAGCUUUGGCUUAGAUGCCACAGGACCUUUCUUUUCUCGUUAUGGAGCAUCUCUUAAACAGCUUGAUUUUAGUAUCAUGACUUUCCUCUGGCAUGAGAAAUAUGGUCACAAACUAGACUCUAUAGAAGGAAAGCAACUUGAUUAUUUCUCUGAGCCAACAUCAUUGAAGGAAGCCCGUUGUUUAAUAUGGCUGCUAGAAGAACACAGAGACAAGUUCCCAGCAUUGCAUAGUGCUUUAGAUGAAUUCUUUGAUAUAAUGGACAGCCGCUGUACUGUGUUAAGGAAACAAGACAGUGGUGAAGCACUGUUUAGUUCUACCAAGGUGAAAAACAAAGGCAAGAAAAAGAAGCCAAAGGAUUCAAAGCCUAUGUUAGUUGGGUCUGGGACAACUUCAGUAACUCCAAAUAAUGAUGUCAUCACUUCAAGUGAAGACCAUACCAAUCGAAAUUCAGAUUCUGCAGGCCCUUUUGCAGUGCCUGACCAUCUUCGGCAAGAUGUAGAAGAAUUUGAAGCUCUCUAUGACCAACACAGUAACGAAUAUGUUGUCCGCAAUAAGAAGCUAUGGGAAAUGAACCCAAAACAAAAAUGUUCAACUCUGUAUGAUUACUUCUCUCAGUUUUUGGAGGAGCAUGGUCCCUUGGACAUGAGUAACAAGAUGUUCUCCGAAGAAUAUGAGUUUUUCCCAGAAGAAACUCGACAGAUACUAGAAAAAGCAGGAGGUUUAAAACCUUUUCUCUUGGGAUGUCCUCGUUUUGUUGUGAUUGACAACUGUAUUGCAUUGAAGAAAGUUGCAUCACGGCUCAAGAAAAAAAGGAAGAAGAAAAACAUUAAAACAAAAGUAGAAGAAAUUGCAAAAGCAGGAGAAUAUUUACGAGUUAAACUACCUCUGAAUCCAGCUGCAAGGGAAUUUAAACCAGAUGUAAAGUCUACACCAGUGUCAGAUUCAUCUUCAGCACCAGCUUCUGAAGAUGUGAAACCCAAACCUGUGUCUUCAAAUUCUCCUGAGCCAGCGUGUGAAGAUGUGAGGGCCAAACCAGUAGCCGACAAUUCUUCUAGACAAGUUUCUGAGGAUGGGAAACCCAAAGGGGCCUCUUCCAAUUCUCCCAUACCAGGCUCUGAGGAUGCAAAUUACAAGCGAGUCUCCUCUAAUUCCCCCAGACCGGUUCUUGAGGAUGUGAAACCAACUUAUUGGGCUCAAUCCCAUUUGUUCACAGGAUACUGUACGUAUCUUCCUUUCCAGAGAUUUGAUAUCACCCAGACACCGGCAGCAUACAUAAACGUGUUACCAGGUUUGCCCCAGUACACCAGCAUAUAUACACCCUUGGCCAGCCUUUCUCCUGAAUAUCAGCUACCAAGAUCAGUACCAGUGGUGCCGUCUUUUGUAGCCAAUGACAGAGCAGAUAAAAAUGCCGCUGCCUAUUUUGAGGGUCAUCAUUUGAAUGCUGAGAAUGCUGUUGGUCACCAGAUUGCCUCUGAAACACAGAUCCUUGAAGACUCUUCGGGAAUAUCUGUGAAGUCACACUGCAGCACAGGGGAUGCUCAUACAGUCCUGAGUGAGUCUAACAGAAAUGAUGGGCACUGUGGAAAUUCUAACAACAAAUGUGAAGUAAUUCCAGAAAGCAUCAGUGCAGUAACAAACAUUCCACACGUGCAGAUGGUUGCCAUACAGGUAUCUUGGAACAUAAUACACCAAGAAGUCAAUACUGAGCCAUAUAAUCCUUUUGAGGAACAACAAGGGGAAAUUUCACGGAUUGAAAAGGAGCACCAGGUAUUACAAGAGCAACUUGAAGAAGCAUAUGAAAAUUAUGAGCAGAUGAAACUUAAGGGCUUAGAAGAGACCAGGGACCUGGAAGAAAAGUUGAAAAGGCACUUAGAAGAAAACAAGAUCUCAAAGACGGAAUUAGAUUGGUUCCUUCAAGAUUUGGAAAGAGAAAUUAAAAAAUGGCAGCAGGAAAAAAAAGAAAUCCAAGAAAGACUAAAAUCACUGAAGAAGAAAAUUAAAAAAGUUUCAAAUGCCAGUGAAAUGUAUAAAUUAUAUAAAAGUGAGAGUAGCAUGGAACUGAGAAUCCCCAAGGAACUGACUUCCUUCCGAAGGUUUUUUUUUCCCUUCAAUAUUUGUAGCAACACACUUACAAAUGAGAAAAUGAAAAUAGAAGAGUGUAUAAAGAAAGGAAAAGAGGAUUAUGAAGAGAGUCAUCAGAGAGCUGUGGCUGCAGAGGUAUCCGUACUUGAAAACUGGAAGGAGAGUGAAGUGUAUAAGCUACAGAUCAUGGAGUCACAAGCAGAAGCCUAUCUGAAGAAGCUGGAGCUGAUUAGCUGGUAAUGCAGUUUCGUGGGUGUUCUUAGCACACAGUUAUGUUUCAUUUAUAACGUAUAGGAAGAAACAAAGUAUUAAUUGACAAUUGUGGUUUUCCCACACUUUACUUUCUACUCACAGUCUCAGUUUGAAGAACAAAUUAAGGCAAUUAAAAAUGGUUCUCGUCUCAGUGAACUUUCUAAAGUGCAGAUUUCCGAGCUUUCAUUUCCUGCCUGUAACACGGUUCAUCCCGAGUUACUCCCUGAGUCUUCAGGCCACGAUGACCAAGGGCUUGUGACUUCUGCAAGCGACAUGACUGGAAACCACGCAGCACUUCACAGGGAUCCCAGUGUGUUCUCUGACGGCGAUUCCCCAGGGGAGGCUCCUUCUGCGCUGUUGCCAGGGCCACCCCCUGGUCAGCCUGAAGCCGCUCAGCUGCCAGGGCCAAAAAGGGCAGCUCUGCCAGAACGAAGCCCUGUGGCUGAUCGGAAGCAGCCUGUUCUUCCAGGACGUGCUGCGCGUUCAAGUCAAUCUCCAAAAAAGCCGUUCAAUAGUAUUAUUGAGCACCUGUCAGUGGUAUUCCCAUGUUACAACAGCACCGAGCUUGCUGGUUUUAUUAAAAAAGUGCGAAGCAAAAACAAGAACUCACUCUCAGGAUUGAGUAUUGAUGAAAUUGUCCAAAGAGUGACAGAACACAUUCUAGACGGACAGAAAAAGAAAAAGCCAAACCCAGGAAAGGACAAGAGGACUUAUGAGCCCAGCUCUGCAGCCCCCGUGGCCAGGUCCUCCCAGGGCCCACCCUCGGCGGUUGUUGCACCAUCACCCAAAACCAAGGGACAGAAGGCAGAAGAUGUCCCUGUGAGGGCUGCACCGGGUGCAAGUUCCUGUGAAAUAUGCCACGAGGUGUUCAAAUCAAAAAACGUGUGUGUGCUCAAAUGUGGGCACAAGUAUCACAAAGGGUGCUUUAAGCAGUGGCUUAAAGGGCAGAGCACUUGCCCGGCCUGCCAGGGUCGUGAUCUCCUGUCAGAAGAGUAGCCUGCACUUCUGGAAGAGGCUGGCCCGGUGAGAAUCAGGAGCCGCCUUCCUGCUCCUCUAGGUAGUCACACUUCACUAAAGCGUCAUCCACCAGUACUGGUGUUGAAUCGGAAGAAUGACAAUUUCCUGCCACCACUGGUGUAAAAAACAAACAUUUGAAGACCCUUGUGCAUUGUGUGUCACAAAGCUAAAUACAUGGAAAUCGUUAAUAUCGUUGAGAUUAAGUAAUUUCCCCACUCUGAGUGAAUACUUUGAUGAUGGCCAAGCAGUGGCUAAUAAAAUGAUGGCUACCACACUCGUGGGUCGCUGGGGCUGCGCAGGGCUCUUUGAGGUGGGUGGCUUCUUUUGGAAAGUACUGUGAGCGCCUCGAAGCAGUAUUCUAGUGAUAAGAAUUCUUAACGUGUCCAAGCACCCCACGUUUGUUCCCCUUUUGUGUUUGAAAAACCUUUCCUAGUAGCUCCGCAAGAGAGAUGAUACUGACUUUUUAAAUUUUUUACAAGAGUCUGUAUUCCUGAAAAUAUGCCUAUAUUUUUCUUCAAAGAUUCUGCAUUUUAAGAAUGGACAUAAGCAAACUACAUUUUAAUAAUUUAUAGGUAAUGUUAAAAUAUUGGCUGAUUUAGACCAAAAGAUUCAAAUCUCCUCUUUGUGAAAUCCCAUCUGCAUUUGAUUUUUUUAUUAUUUUAUGUUCCUCCAAUAGAUUGUUUUAAGUGUUUACUUUUCAUCUUUUAUAGAUGUAAUCUGAUUUUCAAAAAUCAUUAACACUUUUUGAUUAGUAUCGACUAAGACUUUUUCCCCCUGGAAUGGAGGCUGUGUGUCCAUCACCCCAGCCCCCGGUUGGAGCCUGCUCUUUGAACUCUGCUGCCCUCCUCAGCAGCUUCUGUCCUCUUUCAUGAGUCAGCCAGCAAGUGCUUGGGAUCCACAUCCAGCCGUGCUGAGCACACAACAGGCUGUGUGUGGAAAUGGCCACCACCCUUCUCCUUCCCCACCCC
This is a messenger RNA of Mandrillus leucophaeus (drill), 7239 nucleotides long. It is a transcript of the gene TTC3, whose product is annotated as tetratricopeptide repeat domain 3. The transcript is spliced from 45 exons. NCBI's taxonomy places the organism in Eukaryota, Metazoa, Chordata, Mammalia, Primates, Cercopithecidae. The record is from RefSeq and is a predicted model, not a curated record. Gene Ontology annotation, biological process: ubiquitin-dependent protein catabolic process. Gene Ontology annotation, molecular function: ubiquitin-protein transferase activity; protein binding.